GCCAACAAUACACACCCUGCGCUGCCCUGCCCUCCGCACGCAUCCAACAUACCUACGUCGUCGACUCGCCAAAGCCCAGUGCGUACGCCGCACAAAGAGGCAGCCGAUCGAGAGAGAGCCGUGUCGUGCCGUGCCGUGCUGGUACGGGCCGGGGAGGGAGGCGAGCGAGUGCGUGCAUAAGCAGCGCAUCGAUCAUGCCGAGCGCGCCGGGGAGCGGCUUCUCCGGGUCGGUCAGCCUCAAGUACGUGAAGCUGGGCUACCAGUACCUGGUGAACCACUUCCUCACCAUCCUCCUCCUCCCCGUCAUGGCCGCCGCCGCGCUCGAGCUCGUCCGCCUCGGCCCCGACGAGCUGCUCUCCCUCUGGCGCUCCCUCCACUUCGACCUCGUCCACAUCCUCUGCUCCGCCUUCCUCCUCGUCUUCGUCGCCACCGUCUACUUCAUGUCCCGCCCGCGCCCCGUCUACCUCGUCGACUACUGCUGCUACAAGCCCUCCCCGAGCUUCCGGGUCCCCUUCACCACCUUCAUGGAGCACAUCAAGCUCAUCAGCAACAACGAGAAGAGCCUCAAGUUCCAGACCCGCAUCCUCGAGCGCUCGGGGCUCGGCGAGGAGACCUGCCUCCCGCCCGCCAACCACUACAUCCCGCCCAGCCCCAGCAUGGAGGCCGCGCGCGCCGAGGCGCAGCUCGUCAUCUUCAACGCCAUCGACGACCUCGUCCUCCGCACCGGCCUCAAGCCCAAGGACAUCGACAUCCUCGUCGUCAACUGCAGCCUCUUCUCUCCCACGCCCUCCCUCUCCGCCAUGAUCAUCAACAGGUACAAGCUACGCAGCAACAUCCGCAGCUUCAACCUCUCCGGCAUGGGAUGCAGCGCGGGGCUCAUCUCCAUCGACCUCGCCCGUGACAUGCUACAGGUGCACCCCAACUCGAACGCGCUGGUCAUCUCCACGGAGAUCAUCACCCCAAACUUCUACCACGGCAGCCGCCGCGACAUGCUGCUGCCCAACUGCCUCUUCCGGAUGGGCGCGGCGGCGAUCCUGCUCUCCAACCGCCGCCGCGAGUCCUCCCGCGCCAAGUACCGUCUGAUGCACGUCGUCCGCACCCACAAGGGCGCCGACGACCGGGCCUACCGGUGCGUGUACGAGGAGGAGGACGACGAGGGCCACUCGGGCAUCUCGCUCUCCAAGGAGCUCAUGGCCAUCGCCGGCGAGGCGCUCAAGUCCAACAUCACCACCAUGGGCCCGCUGGUGCUGCCCAUGUCGGAGCAGCUGCUCUUCUUCUUCCGCCUCGUGGGGCGCAAGGUCAUCAACAAGCGCUGGAAGCCCUACAUCCCGGACUUCAAGCUCGCCUUCGACCACUUCUGCAUCCACGCCGGGGGGCGAGCCGUCAUCGACGAGCUGCAGAAGAACCUCGACCUGUCGGCGCGCCACGUGGAGGCGUCGCGCAUGACGCUGCACCGCUUCGGGAACACCUCCAGCAGCUCGCUCUGGUACGAGCUCGCCUACAUCGAGGGCAAGGGACGGAUGCGCAAGGGGGACCGCGUCUGGCAGAUCGGAUUCGGCUCCGGGUUCAAGUGCAACAGCGCCGUCUGGAAGUGCCUCCGCACCGUCAAGACACCCACCGACGGGCCGUGGGACGACUGCAUCCACCGCUACCCAGUACACAUCCCGGAGGUCGUCAAGCUGUGAAAUUGAUCUCAGCUCGCCGCCGGCCGGCGCACCCUGCAUGUACGUGUCCGGCCCCCAAAUUUGGAGCUUUGUGGGGGUGCUAGCUGUUCUUUCUCUUCCCUCCUCUCCUCUCCUCUGUCCAUUCUUCUUCUUUUUUUUUCUUUGAAUUUCUUUUUCUCUUCGCGCUAUAAGUUAAAUUAAAAGGGGGGAUUAAAUCAAUACACUCGUGGGAUUCGUCACACAAGGACGAGCAGAGACCAUUUACAGGAGAUUUAAUUAGCUACCUAUGUUUAUAUUUAUAUUGGAGACAGACGUUAACGUGGGCUUACGUGGUUGUUAAAUUGUUCCUGCCACCAAUUCCACGGGAACUUGUAAUCCAUAAUUGUAACCGGAGUGAAAGGGAUAUAUUGCAUGCUCAUGAUAGGCACUGGCCGGAUGAGUCCUGCAUUGCCUGUCAAUUAAAUUCCU
Messenger RNA from Lolium rigidum, 2132 nucleotides. Its product is annotated as 3-ketoacyl-CoA synthase 6-like. Gene Ontology annotation, cellular component: membrane. NCBI's taxonomy places the organism in Eukaryota, Viridiplantae, Streptophyta, Magnoliopsida, Poales, Poaceae. The transcript is spliced from 2 exons. Gene Ontology annotation, molecular function: acyltransferase activity, transferring groups other than amino-acyl groups. The coding region runs from base 195 to 1685 and encodes 496 amino acids. The record is from RefSeq and is a predicted model, not a curated record. Gene Ontology annotation, biological process: fatty acid biosynthetic process.